Messenger RNA from Antrostomus carolinensis (chuck-will's-widow), 1743 nucleotides. It is a transcript of the gene KLHL38, whose product is annotated as kelch like family member 38. The record is from RefSeq and is a predicted model, not a curated record. The transcript has 3 exons. The coding region runs from base 1 to 1743 and encodes 580 amino acids. Gene Ontology annotation, molecular function: protein binding. NCBI's taxonomy places the organism in Eukaryota, Metazoa, Chordata, Aves, Caprimulgiformes, Caprimulgidae.
AUGGAGGAAGGAUCCACUGAGGAUUUUCUCUUCAAAGACCAGGACUUCUCCUCCGAACUGCUGAGGCAGCUGAAUGCUCUGCGGCAGAGUGGGAUGCUGACUGAUAUCACCCUCUGCUCCGGGGGCUUCGAAAUCCCCUGCCACCGAAACGUGCUGGCUUCCAGCAGUCCAUACUUCAAGGCAAUGUUCUGUAGUGACUUCAGAGAGAGUCGCCAGGCGAAAGUCAUCCUAAAGGGCAUCGAUGCUGAGAUUUUGGAUCAGAUUAUCCUUUACAUUUACACAGGGGAGAUUCUUAUAUCUGCUGAGAAUGUCCUGUGCCUGUUGGAGACAGCCUCCAUGCUGCAGUAUGCUAAGCUAGUUGAGGCCUGCUCUGCCUUCCUCCAAGACAAGCUGACUCCUGACAACUGUCUGAGCAUGAUCAGACUGGGAAAAGUAUUGAACUGCCAGAGCCUGAAUAAGAAAGCCAAGGCUAUGGCUUUGAAAUGCUUUCCUGAGGUAGCCUCUUCUGAGGAUCUAAAAGACCUUUGUCCCUUGGAGCUUAUUGAUUACCUUGGGGACGAUGAGCUCUGUGGGGAGGAGGAGCAGGUCUUUGAGACACUGAUGGUCUGGAUUCGGCAUGACCUCCAGGCAAGACAAGGCUACAUCCAAGAGCUGUUCAAGAAGGUCCGGCUUCAGUACGUCCAUCCAACUUUCCUCUUCCACUUCAUCGCCAAUGACUCCCUCGUUCAGUCCUCGCCCACUUGCAGGAGCAUCAUUGAGUCAGCCUGGAGACAUAUGUUUUCCUUGUACAGCACCAACACACCUGACAUCAAGCCCAUGCUGCAUGUUCCUCGCAGGUACUCCAACCAAGAGUUUCUCAUCAUUAUUGGUGGCAGGAAGGAUAGCCAGCAGACGACGAGGGACGUCCUGCUCUAUGAUGACAAGACAAACCAAUGGCUAAGCCUGGCCAAACUUCCCAUGCGCCUGUACAAAGCCUCUGCAGUGAGCUUACAUAGCAAUAUUUAUGUGCUGGGAGGGAUGCCUGUUAGCAAUAACAAAAGACCCGUCAGUGAUAAUAUCUACAUUUAUUCCCUCAAACUUAAUCAGUGGAGGUUGGCUGAGCACAUGGUAGUUCCACGUUACUCCCACCGAAGCUUGGCAUAUAAAAAUUAUAUUUUGUCAUUUGGUGGAAUUGGCGAAAACCAGGAAAUCCUGAACUCUGUGGAAAGAUACGAUAGCAUCUACAACACCUGUGAGAGCAUGGCAAACAUGCCUGUUGCUGUCCUUCACCCUGCUGUUGCUGCCAAAGAUCAGAGGGUCUACCUCUUUGGGGGAGAAGACAUUAUGCAAAACCCUGUCCGGCUAAUCCAGGUUUACCAUGUCUCCAGGAAUAUGUGGUUUCGGAUGGAGACCAGAGUGGUGAAGAAUGUCUGUGCACCAGCUGUCGUGAUUGGAGACCAGAUUAUCAUCGUAGGUGGGUACACCCGAAGAAUAAUUGCUUAUGAUACAAAAGGCAACAGGUUUGUUAAAUGUGCAGACAUGAAGGACAGACGAAUGCAUCACGGGGCCACUGUCAUCAAGAACAAGCUGUAUGUCACAGGAGGACGAUGUCUUACUGUGGACAAUGUCAUUGAGGACUUGGAUUCCUUGGACUGCUAUGAUCCAGAGACUGACACAUGGACACCAAAGGGAAAACUGCCACACAAACUCUUUGACCAUGGGUGCCUUACACUCCAGUGUGUCCCCUGUUCUAACCUUCUCUAA